Pocillopora meandrina is the source of this 342-nucleotide messenger RNA. The record is from the annotation of a GenBank genome assembly. NCBI's taxonomy places the organism in Eukaryota, Metazoa, Cnidaria, Anthozoa, Scleractinia, Pocilloporidae.
AUGGCUAAUGCUCGCGAUAUAGAAGACUGGCUCAAUAUGGAAAACGAGCUCCCGACUUCACCGCAAAUGUCUGAAGAAGAGAUUUUAGCCAUCGCUGUCGGAGAUUCGACGGGAAGCGAAAGUGUAUGUAGCGAUGAAGAAGAUGAGGGCGAGGACGAGAAACUAGUAUCGACUAAAGAAGCUGCGCAAUGUUUCAAAAAAUGCUUGUCGUGGAUGGAGUCACAGAACGAUAUUGACCCCGUGCAUUUAAUGCAGCUAAGACGAAUGAUGGACUUCGUAAUGCCAUCAAGCUAUAAGUCUUUGAAGCAAGCAAACAUGCUUGAACAUUUUAGACAUUUGUAA